Messenger RNA from Miscanthus lutarioriparius, 360 nucleotides. Lineage: Eukaryota; Viridiplantae; Streptophyta; Magnoliopsida; Poales; Poaceae. The record is from the annotation of a GenBank genome assembly.
AUGCACGACUUCUGCUUCACCAUCCCCUACGGGUUCGCCGUGCUGGCCGGCGGCGUGCUGGGCUACCUCCGCCGCGGCAGCACCGCCUCCCUGGCGGGGGGCGCCGGCGCCGGCGCGCUCCUCCUCCUCGCGGGCUUCGUCAGCCUCAAGGCCUUCGAGAAGCGCCGCAACUCCUACGUCGCCCUCGCGCUCGAGACGCUUUGUGCAUUAGCCUUAACUUACGUUAUGGGGCAAAGAUUCCUUGAGACUUCGAAGAUUAUGCCAGCUGGUGUCGUCGCUGGUCUCAGUGCCGUGAUGUCCGCGUUUUAUCUGUUCAAAAUUGCAACCGGCGGCAACCACAUCCCACCAAAGAAAGAGUAA